Molecule: messenger RNA, 1134 nt
Organism: Thermothielavioides terrestris NRRL 8126
Lineage: Eukaryota; Fungi; Ascomycota; Sordariomycetes; Sordariales; Chaetomiaceae
Exons: 1
Coding region: 128-994 (288 amino acids)
Source: RefSeq, a predicted model, not a curated record
GGGCGGGUGGGAGGUGAGGUGCUGGGAGGAUGAGCGGUUGGGGUUGGGUGGGGGUGGGGGUGGUGGUGAUGGUGCUGGUGAACGUGGUGGGAAGUCCAAAGGAAGAGGGGACGGGGAGGAUGAGAGCAUGACGGAGGCGGGCGGGCCCUCGCGGCAGGGCAGCCAGGCGAGCAUUGCCAGCGGCGCGAGCGGCGGGCCCGGCCACGGCGGCGCCGUCAACCCCUUGGCGGCGUACUUGCGCACCAUCACCGACUGGCACGCCAAGUCGGCCGAGAUAGUCGACUUUGUCACCAACCCCGUCACCACCAGCCAGCCUUCCCCAGCGGCUCGUCGAUCCUUCUCCUCCGACGCCAGCACCAAGCCCGAACCAGCCUCAAUCCCAACCCCGACUCCCACCACGACUCCCACCACGCGCCGCCCCCUCCCCUCGCACCCCACCAAGCCGAAAACCCCCACCACCACCACAACCACCACCGAGAACAACAAUAACAACCCGCCCCCUCACAAACCAACCCUGCCCAUCGCCCUCCUCCCCGCCGGCUUCUCUCUCACCCUGUCGGACCGCUUCGCCUGCGCGGUGCCCAUCGCCGACGCCUACGCGCCCGUCGACCACUGGCAGUGGAUGGCCACGCUGUGGCGCGGCAUCGUCGGCCCCGACCUGGUCAUCUACGCCGCGCCCGCUGCGCCCGCGCCCGCGCGCGCUGCUGCUUCUGCUUCUGCUUGUCAUGGUGGUGCUGCUGCCGGUAGUGUUGGUGGUGGUGGUGGAGGUGGAGGGACGGUGGAGGUCAGGAGUGCCGGGCUGGUUGUUGUGCGUUUGCCGGCUCCGGCGCCGGCGUCGGGAGAAGGCGACGGGGCCGCGGGGGAGGUGGCGGUCGUGGAUGAGAAGGUGCAGCGGCGGCUCGGGUUUGAGAUUGUCGAGUGGGUGAGGAGCGCCGGGUGGGUGGACUCUGAAAGGGGGAGGGUGGAUGAAGGGCACGGGGCGAUGGAGUACUAAUGAUUAGAUUGUCUUGGAAGGGCGGGCGGGGCGCUGAUGGCGCUAGGCUAAUGUGCCUCGGUGCAGCGCGGGUUGUGGAGAGAUGGCACGAAGAUAGGGCUUGUACGUCCAACUCAACAUACGACGCCUAAUGCUUUUAC